AUGUCGAAACAGAAGACUGGUGAUGAGGCAGUCGACUGUCCAAGGAGCAGUGACCAAGUGGAGUUGAAGCAGGGAAAGAAGAGGAAACGCGUCGAGGUACCCAAUGGAAAGUCACAGCUGAAUGCACCAUCAGAAAAGGCUGCUGAAGCCAGCAAUGUGAAAGAGGAAAAGGUGACCAGCACUGCGCCACCCAAAGCGUCGAAACUAGGAUCGGGAUCGCCAGCACAACACCAUAAAUCCCACUCAAUCACGACGUCAGGGCAAACGGGUCAAACGCGGAAACGAACUGACAAGAAAACGUUCACCAGACCCCAGCAGAGCGCUCCACCACACCUUUUGCGGAAGCGUGAUGAGCUGCUGCCUAAGAGAAAGGCACUGCCUAUUUGGCCACAAGCGGACUCUAUCAAAGCUGCGCUGAGAAAAAACAAUGUCCUCGUCCUCACCGGAGAGACAGGUUCCGGUAAAUCGACCCAAGUACCACAGUUUCUACUAGACGAGAAAUGGUGUACCCAAUGCAUCGCAAUUACGCAACCUCGACGAGUUGCCGCUAUUUCUCUGGCGAGGCGUGUAGCAGAAGAGAUGGGCAGCUACAUGGGUAGCCAGAGUCCUAUGGCGAAAGUUGGCUACAGUGUGCGAUUCGACAAUGCCACAGGACCGAAUACGAAGAUCAAAUUUCUAACGGAAGGAAUGCUGCUGCAGGAGAUGUUGAGAGAUCCGAUAAUGUCGCAAUACAGCGCUGUAGUGGUCGACGAGGUUCACGAACGCAGUGUCAACGUCGAUCUGAUUCUUGGAUUUCUCAAGAACCUCGUCUCAGACAUCGAGCAAAGCGGGAAAAAACGACAGCAGCCUCUCAAGGUUGUUAUCAUGAGUGCCACUGCUGAUGUAGAGGCACUUGUCGGGUUUUUUGAUGAUUCCAGUGCGUCAGAAAAGGCAUCGUCUGCAUUAGAAGGCGGUAUUACGAUGGAGAACGCAUCCGAGCAGGCGAUCACAAGCCGUGUGUCGAAGUGUUUCGUGGAAGGCCGGCAGUUUCCAGUCAAGACAGUCCACCUACCAAGCCCUACGCAAGACUGGGUCGAGGCGGCUCUCAAGCUCAUCUUCCAGAUUCACUACAAAGAGCCUUUGCCCGGUGACAUCCUGGUAUUUCUGACUGGUCAAGACACGAUUGAGGGGCUGGAGAAGCUCGUUAACGACUAUGCGGAGGGUAUGGAUGCCGAGGUACCAAAGCUACUCGUCCUACCACUUUUUGCCGCUUUGCCACAACACGCCCAACAACGCAUCUUUGAACCAACACCAUUUCGCACAAGAAAGGUGAUCUUGGCAACCAACAUCGCCGAAACAUCCGUCACAGUACCCGGUGUCCGGUACGUCAUCGAUUGCGGCAAGUCGAAGACCAAGCAGUUCCGCAGUCGUCUAGGCCUGGAGUCGCUCCUAGUCAAGCCCAUCUCAAAAUCUGCGGCAAUCCAGCGCAAGGGUCGUGCCGGUCGUGAAGCUCCUGGACAAUGCUACCGGCUAUAUACAGAGCAAGGCUACAACGAGAUGGAAGAGCGAACGAUACCCGAAAUCUUGAGAUGUGAUCUCAGCCAGGCGAUCUUGACUAUGAAAGCGCGUGGUGUAGACGACGUGCUCAACUUCCCCUUCCUAGAUCGACCGCCCCGCGAAGCGCUUGAGAAAGCUCUUCUACACCUGCUCCAUCUGCAAGCCCUGGGAGAGACCGGUACCAUCAGCGAUACCGGUCUGAAGAUCGCAAAACUCCCUCUCACACCAACCCUAGGCCGCGUUCUUGUCGAAGCCGCGAAACCUGAGCGCGACUGCCUACUUGACGUAAUCGACAUCAUCUCCGCCCUCAGCGUCGAGAACGUCUUCCUCAACCUCGUCACCGAGGAGCGCAAAGAAGAAGCCGAAGAAGCGCGUCGUGAGCUCUACCGACGAGAAGGCGACCACAUGACGCUCCUCGUCACCGUCCAGCGCUAUGCUGAGGAGCAGUCAGACCGCAAAGCUUGGUGCAUCAAACACUUUGUUUCACACCGCGCGAUGCAGAACGUCAUGAACGUGAGGAAGCAGCUGCGCCAGCAGUGCCAGCAGCUCAAACUCCUCUCAGCCAGCGAUGAUCAGGACAUGUCGAACCCGUCGGAAGAGAGGACCAAGGCAAUUCUCGCGUGCAUGCUACGGGGAUUCGUGGCGAACACCGCUAGGCUGAUGCCAGAUGGGAGUUACAAGACACUCAACGGUAACCAGUUGGUAGCGAUACAUCCCGGGUCGGUCCUGUUUGGGCGCAAGGUUGAGGCGAUUGUAUUUAACGAGUUCGUCUUCACCGGGAAGGCGUGGGCGAGGGGCGUGAGUGCGGUGCAGCUGGACUGGGUUGCUGAAGUUAUCGACUCAAUCUUGUAG
Ascochyta rabiei is the source of this 2388-nucleotide messenger RNA. RefSeq names its product RNA helicase. Gene Ontology annotation, cellular component: intracellular anatomical structure; catalytic step 2 spliceosome. Gene Ontology annotation, molecular function: ATP binding; RNA binding. The transcript has 2 exons. NCBI's taxonomy places the organism in Eukaryota, Fungi, Ascomycota, Dothideomycetes, Pleosporales, Didymellaceae. The record is from RefSeq and is a predicted model, not a curated record. Bases 1 to 2388 code for a protein of 795 amino acids.